Punica granatum (pomegranate) is the source of this 1485-nucleotide messenger RNA. NCBI's taxonomy places the organism in Eukaryota, Viridiplantae, Streptophyta, Magnoliopsida, Myrtales, Lythraceae. The record is from RefSeq and is a predicted model, not a curated record.
UGCGCAGCGCGUGCAAUUUCCUCAUCCAUCUUAAGCUCUCCAUCGCCAUUAAAACACAGAAGCUCUGAGCUUCCUCUGUUUUUUUCUUCUCCGUUCUCUUAUCCUGCAAGCAGAACAAAAUGACGAAGCAGAGUGUCAUGAUAUCCGAUGCCAAGUUGGGAAUCGGGCAGCUGGCCAUUUCCUUGGAGCUUCUCGCAGCAGCUGAAAGCUGCAUCGAGAUCUCGUCGUCAUCGAGAAGGAAGCUACUGAAGAGUGAGACGACAGAGCCGGGGAAGAUCGCUACGUGGGUCGCCUCGAUGAGGGCUUCCUCCCCGACACGUGUCCGGCCCGCAGCCUCCCUCUUCGAGGCUGAGCAGCAUAAUUCAUGGAUGGUCCGUCAUCCGUCAGCUCUGGGAAUGUUUGAGCAGAUUGCAAGCGCCUCCAAAGGGAAACAGGUAGUCAUGUUCUUGGACUAUGACGGGACGCUCUCGCCGAUAGUCCAAGACCCAGACCAAGCUUUCAUGUCCGACGAGAUGAGAGAAGCUGUCAAGGAGACAGCUAGACAUUUCCCUACAGCCAUUGUUAGUGGCAGAUGCAGAGACAAGGUUUACGGCUUUGUGCGGCUGGGAGGACUAAUUUAUGCAGGCAGUCAUGGGAUGGACAUUAGAGGGCCUUCUAGAAGCCGCAAAGAGCAAAAGGGUGGUAAAUCGGUGCUAUUUCAACCUGCAAGUGAAUUUCUGCCAAUGAUUGAUGAGGUUUACAAAAUCCUGUUGGAGAGGACAAAAUCUAUCCCCGGAGCAAAAGUUGAGACCAACAAAUUUUGUUUGUCGGUGCACUUCCGCUGUGUUGAUGAAAAGAAAUGGGUUGAUUUAGCUGAGCAAGUUCGAAUAGUGCUAAAGGAGUACCCAAAACUCAAGCUCACACAUGGGAGAAAGGUGUUAGAGAUUCGACCAGCCAUCAAAUGGGACAAAGGCAAGGCCCUCGAGUUUUUGCUGAAUUCAUUAGGAUAUGCCAAUUCCGACGAUGUUUUGCCGGUCUACAUUGGAGAUGAUCGGACGGAUGAAGAUGCAUUCAAGUUAUUGAAGGAUAGAGGACAAGGUCUAGGGAUUGUCGUCUCGAAAGUUCCAAAGGAAACAAGGGCUUCUUAUUCUCUGCAAGAACCAUCCGAGGUUAUGGACUUCUUGCGGCGGUUAGUUGAAUGGAAGCGCAAUUCAAUCCGAGCAAGCAUAUAGUACCUGCACUAGAAGAAAUUAAAUCCGAUGUUGACCCCGUGGAAAAAAGUUUUGGGACGAACAAAGCAAGGCUGCCUUUUCAACAUACAUAAAUGCAUAUACAUAUGUAUAUGUUCUUUUUGCAGUGAUAUAGGUUAAGGAUGAUGAGAGAAAUAUAUCAACGAUAAUACCGCAAUUGUGAAUAUAUGAUUAUGUGAACUCAUGCACAUGUCGGUUGAGUCGCAAUUGUAAUUUCAUCUUGGCAAUGGAUAACUUCUAUUGACAAUUUAUCUUC